UCAAGUGCCCGGACCCAAAACAGGAAGUUUGAGUAUGAGCACAGUUGAAGAAGAGUCUGACACAGUGACAGUAGAAACCGUGAACUCUGUGACUUUGACUCAGGACACUGAAGGAAAUCUUAUACUUCAUUGCCCUCAAAAUGAAACUGAUGAAGUAGACUCUGAAGACAGCACUGAACCUCCACAGAAGAGGCUUUGCUUAUCAGAGGAUGAUCAAAGCCUGGAUGAUUCCACCCCAUGCAUUUCUGUUGUUGCAGUUCCAAUUUCAGAAAAUGAUCAGAGCUUUGAGGUGACCAUGACUGCUACCACUGAGGUAGCUGAAGAUGAGAUUGAUGAAGGGACUGUUACUCAGAUCCAGAUUCUUCAGAACGAACAACUGGAUGAAAUCUCCCCAGUGGGCAAUGAAGAAGUGUCAGCUGUCAGUCAAGCUUGGUUCACAACCAAAGAGGAUAAGGAUUCUCUGACAAAUAAAGGCCAUAAGUGGAAGCAAGGGAUGUGGUCAAAGGAAGAAAUUGACAUUUUGAUGAGUAACAUUGAGCGUUAUUUAAAGGCCCGUGGAAUAAAAGAUGCCACUGAAAUUAUAUUUGAAAUGUCAAAAGAUGAAAGGAAAGAUUUCUACAGGACAAUAGCUUGGGGUCUGAACCGGCCUCUCUUUGCUGUCUAUAGAAGAGUUCUUCGCAUGUACGAUGACAGAAACCAUGUUGGAAAGUAUACUCCUGAGGAAAUUGAAAAACUUAAAGAGCUGAGAGUAAAGCAUGGUAACGAUUGGGCCACAAUAGGAGCUGCACUGGGGAGAAGUGCUUCAUCUGUAAAAGAUCGAUGUAGGCUGAUGAAGGAUACCUGCAACACAGGAAAGUGGACAGAGAAAGAAGAAAAAAGGCUAGCAGAAGUAGUGCAUGAGCUCACGAGCACAGAACCAGGUGACAUCGUCACACAAGGUGUCUCAUGGGCGGCUGUGGCUGAACGGGUCGGGACACGCUCUGAAAAGCAAUGCCGCUCGAAGUGGCUCAACUAUCUCAACUGGAAACAAAGUGGGGGCACUGAGUGGACCAAGGAAGAUGAAAUAAAUCUGAUCCUGAGGAUAGCGGAACUCGAAGUUUCUGAUGAAAAUGACAUCAACUGGGAUUUACUAGCGGAAGGAUGGAGUAGUGUCCGCUCACCACAGUGGCUUCGGAGUAAAUGGUGGACCAUUAAAAGACAGAUUGCAAACCACAAAGAUGUGUCAUUCCCUGUGCUGAUAAAGGGUCUUAAACAACUUCAUGAGAACCAAAAAUCCAAUCCAGGACACCAGCUUUCAGAGAACAAAUCUGGAAGUGGAUUAGCAAACCCUAAUUCCAGUUCAGGCGUUCAGCACGUGCAGAUUCGAGUGGCUCGCCUAGAGGAGAACGCAGGCAAUGCACCAAGCCCUAUGGCAGCUUUGCAGAUUCCAGUCCAGAUCACUCAUGUUUCUUCAUCUGAUUCCCCUGCUGCUACUGUUGACUCUGAGACAAUAACACUAAACAGUGGAACGCUGCAGACAUUUGAGAUCCUUCCAUCUUUCCACCUCCAGCCAACUGGAACACCAGGUACAUACUUACUACAGACAAGCUCAAGCCAAGGCCUUCCUCUAACACUGACAACUAGUCCUACCAUGACCCUGACAGCAGCUGCUGCUGCUCCAGCCUCCCCAGAGCAGAUCAUAGUCCAUGCCUUAUCGCCAGAGCAUUUGUUAAAUACAAGUGACAAUGUCACAGUGCAGUGCCACACACCAAGUGUCAUAAUCCGCACCGUUGCUGCUGAAGAUAUCUCCUCCUCUGUCACUCAGGCAGAACUUACUGUUGAUUCAGAUAUUCAGUCAGCUGACCUGACGGAUCCUCCUGAUACCCUAGAAACCAAUACCUUCCCAGAUGAUAUCCAUCAGUCCAAGCUGAGUGAUGAAGAACGGACAGCCUACAAUGAAGAUGAUGCCUCCAAAUUCAGCAACAGGAAUAGCAGUGAACUGAUGGAUGGAGUGAUGGUAAGAACCGAGGAGGAGAUUUCAGAUGCCAGUCUGAAACAGGAAGAGGAUUCUCAUUCUGAUUUACCCAGCACUUAUGUUACUGAGGACCUGGGUUCUCCAACAAUAGAAGAACAAGUUGAUCAGCCUACAAUAGAUGAUGAGACUGUGCUCAUUGUUCCUUCCUCCCAUGGUUUUAUCCAGACAGCAGAUGAUAUAGACAGCGAAUCAGUCUUGCCCCUGACAACACUAACAGAUCCUAUCCUACAGCAUCAUGGAGAUGGGUCACACAUCAUUGGCUCAUCACUGGGCAGUCCUGACUCAGAAAAUUCAAAGGAUGUUGAAGACUUAGUGAGCUGUCACUGA
Molecule: messenger RNA, 2341 nt
Organism: Indicator indicator
Lineage: Eukaryota; Metazoa; Chordata; Aves; Piciformes; Indicatoridae
Gene: DMTF1
Product: cyclin D binding myb like transcription factor 1
Exons: 17
Coding region: 35-2341 (768 amino acids)
Biological process (GO): regulation of transcription by RNA polymerase II
Cellular component (GO): nucleus
Molecular function (GO): RNA polymerase II cis-regulatory region sequence-specific DNA binding; DNA-binding transcription factor activity, RNA polymerase II-specific
Source: RefSeq, a predicted model, not a curated record